AUGCUGCCCGUCUCGCGCAAAGACGCCGAAAAGAGGUCCUCCUACGCUGCCUUCGAUCUCGACCGAGAACCCACCUCUGCCACCUCGACCACAUACUCCUCUUCCACCACCACUGCCUCCUACGCUGCAGGCUUCUCGUCCCCCUCCACCACUUUUGAUUCGACGUACGACGGACCUCCCGCCUACCGCAAGCGCUACGUCGACUCCAACGACGCCCUCCUCCCCACGCACUCUCCACCUACCGCCGGACAUCUAGCCAACGACUCGCCACGCAGAAUGGCAAGCCCGGCACCCAACAGCCGCCGCUUUGCCGCUGGCUUCGAUCCGUAUGCCGCCGACGACCAGCGCACCGACGCCGCCUCCGUCUCGGACUCGGCGGCGCUCAAGGCAAAAGAGGCUGGAUUCGCGCCGCCAUCGCCCGCCCUCAACAACCCGCCGUCGUCGUCGUCCGCAAAGGUGAACAAAUACGCCCAUCUCAUCCCCGUCCACAAGCAGCGCAACCCCAACUUGGACCUCGUCGCCUGGACGCUUCGUCAGGAAGAGGUCAUCGGCCUCAUCUACACCAUCCUCUCGCUCAUCACGCGUCUCUGGCAGAUCGGUCGCUCCAACGUGGUCGUCUGGGACGAGGCGCACUUUGGCAAGUUCGGCUCGCACUAUCUCCAGCAAGAGUUCUACUUUGACGUGCAUCCGCCGCUCGGCAAGAUGCUCGUCGGCCUCGCCGGCCUCAUCAGCGGCUACCGCGGCCAGUUCGAGUUCAAGUCGGGCGAAAAGUACCCCGCCGACGUCAACUACGUCGGCAUGCGCGUCAUCCUCGCCAUGUUCGGCGUCGCCAUGGUGCCGCUCGCCUGGUUCACCAGCGCCGGCCUCAACUGGAACUGGCGCGCACGACACCUGCUCACCAUCAUGGUGCUCCUCGACAAUGGCUGGCUCGUCAUCUCGCGCUUCAUCCUCCUCGACUCCAUGCUGCUCUGCUUCACCUUCACCACCGUGCACGGCCUCGUCAAGUUCAUGCAGUACAAGUCGGCGCCGUUUUCGAGGUCGUGGUGGUUCUGGCUCGCCUGGACCGGCGCCUCGAUCGGCUGCGUCUCGUCCGUCAAGUGGGUCGGCCUCUUUGUCACCGCCCUCGUCGGCGUCUUCACCGUCGAGGACCUGUGGGACAAGUUCGGCGAGCUGCGCAUGCCCGUGCGCGCGUACGCACGUCACUGGUGCGCGCGCAUCCUCUGCCUCAUCUUCCUGCCGCUCACCAUCUACAUGCUCAGCUUCAAGGCGCACUUUGCCAUCCUCAGCCGGUCGGGCCCCGGCGACGCGCAGAUGAGCUCGCUCUUCCAGAGCCACCUGCGCGGCAACGACUUUGCGCUCUCCCCGCCCGAGGCCGCCUUUGGCUCCAAGGUCACGCUCAAAAACAUGGGCUACGGCGGUGGGCUGCUGCACUCGCACGUCCAGACCUACCCCGUCGGCUCGCAGCAGCAGCAGGUGACGUGCUACCACUACCGCGACAACAACAACGAGUUCAUCAUCACGCCGCCCUGGAACCAGCCGCAGCUGCCCACCAACUACUCGAGCUCCGAAGAGCCCAUCCGCAUGGUCAAGAACGGCGACAUCAUCCGGCUCGUCCACGACCAGACCAAGCGCAACAUCCACUCGCACAACUUUGCCGCGCCCGUCACCAAGGAGAAUCUCGAGGUGUCGGGCUACGGCGACGAGAAGGUGGGCGACGACAACGACCACUGGGUGGUCGAGGUGGUGGACGACAUGGUGCUCGGCAAGGUCAAGCUGGGCGCGCCCGUGCGCUCGCUCACGACGCGCAUGCGUCUGCGCCACCACAACCUCAACUGCUAUCUGCGUGCCGCGAAUGCGGUGUUGCCGCAGUGGGGAUGGAAGCAGGUCGAGGUGUCGUGCGACAAGGAGAACAAUCCCAAGGACGAGCAUACGUGGUGGAACAUUGAGAACCACUGGAACGACCGUCUGCCUCCGGGCGACGAGAAGCUGUACCGCUCGCCCUUCCUGCGCGACUUUAUCCACCUCAACGUGGCGAUGAUGACGUCGAACAAUGCGCUCAUCCCGGACGCGGACAAGGAGGACAUUCUGGCGAGCAAGCCGUUCGACUGGCCGUGGCUGUGGAACGGACUGCGCAUGAACUCGUGGGACGACUCUUCGAUCAAGUAUUAUCUGAUCGGUAAUCCUGUUGUGUGGUGGGGGUCUUCGGCGUCGUUGGUGGUGUUUGCGGGGACGUGGUUGUGGUACAUGAUGCGACGUCAACGACGGAUCCACGAUCUAUCCCCCUCGGACUGGGCGCACUUUCUCUACGUUUCGAAGAUCGCGGCGUUUGGGUGGGCGUUGCAUUAUGUGCCGUUCCUGAUCAUGGCGCGCGUAUGCUAUCUGCACCACUACCUGCCGAUCUUGUACUUUGCUGUGCUGAUGCUCGCGCAUUUGCUCGAUCACUUUGUAUGGCGACCGACCACGGCGGUAUACGCGCGGGGAGGACGCAGAGUACCCCUGUCGCACACCGUCAAGAACGCCGUGUUCGUAGGCGCGGUGCUCGCGGUCGCUGGUGCGUUUUGGUGGUUCAGUGGGAACAGUUAUGGCUACACCGGCGACAUAAAGCGACACAAGGGCUUGAAGUGGCGCAAGAGCUGGAACAUUUACUAG
Messenger RNA from Moesziomyces antarcticus, 2649 nucleotides. RefSeq names its product glycosyltransferase family 39 protein. Gene Ontology annotation, biological process: protein O-linked glycosylation via mannose. The record is from RefSeq and is a predicted model, not a curated record. Gene Ontology annotation, molecular function: dolichyl-phosphate-mannose-protein mannosyltransferase activity. Bases 1 to 2649 code for a protein of 882 amino acids. Gene Ontology annotation, cellular component: endoplasmic reticulum; membrane. NCBI's taxonomy places the organism in Eukaryota, Fungi, Basidiomycota, Ustilaginomycetes, Ustilaginales, Ustilaginaceae. The transcript has a single exon.